UCCGUUCGCCACGUCCUCCGCCGAGUGAUCGUACCGUGUCUCUUCCCCGAGCUUUCGACCGAUCGAACGAACGGUGACCGUGAAACGAGACUCUUUCCUCCCUUCUCUUCUCUUCGUUACGCCUCGCCUCGCCUUGCCUCUCUCUUUCCGAGGCUGUUGUUGUUGCGGUUGUUCGACGAGUCGACCGUACCGAUCGGGAUAUCGCACCCCCAGUCGACAACGAUGACCGUGGUUAUGGAGGAAACAAACACCUUCGUUACGUGGCCGUCCCGGCUCAAGAUCGGAGCAAAGUCGAAGAAAGAUCCGCAUAUAAAGGUCGCAGGUCGACCCGAUGACGUGCGAGCUGCGAAGGAGAAGAUAAUGGAAAUUUUGGACACGAGGCAAAGCAACCGUGUCACCAUGAAGCUGGACGUUAGUUACACCGAUCAUUCGCAUAUCAUCGGAAAGGGCGGACUAACGAUUAAACGGGUGAUGGAGGAAACUGGAUGUCACAUCCACUUCCCGGACAGCAAUCGGAGCAACCAUCAAGAAAAGAGCAAUCAAGUGUCCAUCGCGGGCGAGAUGGAGGGCGUCGAACGAGCCCGUGCUCGCGUCAGGAAUCUUACGCCUCUCAUAUUUUCGUUCGAGUUACCGAUAAUGGGCUCGUCGCAGACCGUGCCGGAUUCCACGUCGCCGUACGUGAUCAAAAUCCAGGAGAAGUACAACGUUCAAGUGAUGUUUCGCACCAGGCCGAAAUUACACGCCACCUUGGUCGUGGUGAAGGGUUGCGAAUGGGAGGUGUCUCAGGUGAAGGAGGCGACCGUGCUUCUCAUUCAUUACAUGUGCCAAAACUUAGCUAGUCAGAUACAAGUACAAAUGUCGAUGGAGAUCUCGCCGCAGCAUCACAGCAUCGUGCUAGGGAAGCAGAGCGGUAACUUGAAGAUGAUCAUGCAACGCACAGGCACGCAGAUAAUGUUUCCAGACGCCGGGGACCCGAACAUUCCCAGUUUGAAAAGGAGCAACGUUACCAUCACAGGUGGCAUCCACAACGUUUACUUGGCCCGGCAACAGUUAGUGGGCUCUCUACCUUUGGUCUUGAUGUUCGACCUUCCGGAGGAGGCGAUGUCCUCCGUCGACACGGAGAACAUUUCCCAGUUGAUGCAAUCGUUGGACGUGUUCAUAAACGUGAGGCACAAACCGAAACAGAGCACGCUUUCCGUCAUCAUCAAGGGAAUCGAACGGAACGCCAGCAACAUUUACGAAGCGAGGAAACAGCUUCUGGGCCUGGACGAACCUAGAGUGCACGCCGAGAUACCGGCCACUUAUCAUAUUCCGAACAUCGGGAAUAUCUUUCAAGGAGGCAACUCGGGCAACUGUUUGAGUCCGAACAGUCUGGUCAGCAAUCUGUCGGAGAACUUGUCGAAUAUGCUGGCGGUGAAUACGCAGAAUCCUCCGUACUGCGUGUCGCCCAUGGCUCACUCGCCAAAUCCGAUGGGCUUGUCACCUCAUUGGGGAUUACCACCACCGAUACCGUCCAUGUUUUCGCCGCUACCACCGCUUCAUCACCCCUACCCCUAUCCCCACCUUAAUCAUCUGCUCACGACUCAGCACGUAAUGCACAACAACAACGGGAUGCCUCAUCAUUCUCACGGAUUGCACAACCAUGCUUUUACCGGACAACUUCAUUCGGACGUACAUGCUGCCGGGUUUCACAGUAUUCACGGGCUGAACGGCAGUUCGUUGGCGGACAGCAAAGAAGGCAGCGCCUACUCGUCGUUGAGCAGCGUUUCCAGUUCUCUAUCUAGUCCGGCUAUCAGUCCACGUAACAUAUCUCCGGUCAAUCCUACCGAGGCCAGCCCUAACUUAGAUCUAUCCAGCAUGCUGUCCGAUCUUUCGGUGUCGGAUCGUCGAGCACCUGGUUGCGAAAAGAAGUCCCUCGAGAUGGCUGUGCAACAGAAUUUCGCGCCCUUCGAUUACGAGCAGAAGAAAAUAUUGGCGGCGAAGGCGAUUCAAACGAAACCGAAUUCCAGCGAUUACCGCGUGCCAACUUCCGCAUGGUCUGGCUACGGACUCAGUCAAUCCAUUCCUCCGAUAACUACUUCCGAUUUGACCAAGGAGUUGACCACCUCGCAUCCGUCUGAUUUGUGGAAGGAACCAACGACGCCUGUGUUCAACAGAGAAAUAGACUUUGGAAUCGGGUCCGGGAAAGAUCGCGUCGGACAGAUCGGCAUAAGUUCCAAUUACAUGGAACACACGCCUACCUCGCACUUGAAAAAAAUCACGUCUCAUCGGUACGACGACUUGACCAGCAUGUUGACCAGCGUUGGACUGGAAAAAUAUAUUCGCCUGUUCACGUCUCACGAGGUGGACAUGGCUACGUUUCCCUCCUUGACGGAGAAAGAUCUCUGCGAAAUUGGGAUAAACGCUUGGGGUGCGAGACGCAAAAUAAUGCUGUUAAUCGCUGAAAUGAACAAACGAACGAGUCCGUUCAGCGGUAGCGCGGCUCCCGGAGCGGAACGCAAGACGACCACGUCAACGACCUCGUCGUCGAUGGAGAAGUGUAAUUUGGACACGAAAUGGUAAAAAAGACGAAAUAACGUUACGAGUAUCGGAGAAUUCGGAUAGGAAAGUACGUGGUACUUAAUAAAACUCGCCUCGGUUUCCGAAAUCGAAUUUACGCGUGGGCCCUCUCGCCGACUCGACGGUAGGAUCAAGGUAUAAUUAGUAUGUUAAUUUCCGAUUCUAGGCACCGAAAGAAUAGCCGGUUGAUUCUUUUUGUGGUCGAGGACCGUUUGCAUUUUUUUUUCCUAUUUUUUUCCCCACAGCCCUCGAUU
Molecule: messenger RNA, 2813 nt
Organism: Habropoda laboriosa
Lineage: Eukaryota; Metazoa; Arthropoda; Insecta; Hymenoptera; Apidae
Gene: BicC
Product: protein bicaudal C homolog 1-B
Exons: 13
Coding region: 223-2562 (779 amino acids)
Cellular component (GO): cytoplasm
Molecular function (GO): RNA binding; protein binding
Source: RefSeq, a predicted model, not a curated record